Camelina sativa (false flax) is the source of this 1447-nucleotide messenger RNA. RefSeq names its product double-stranded RNA-binding protein 1-like. The record is from RefSeq and is a predicted model, not a curated record. NCBI's taxonomy places the organism in Eukaryota, Viridiplantae, Streptophyta, Magnoliopsida, Brassicales, Brassicaceae. Gene Ontology annotation, cellular component: nucleus. Gene Ontology annotation, molecular function: double-stranded RNA binding; ribonuclease III activity. Gene Ontology annotation, biological process: regulation of gene expression; RNA processing.
UGCAGCUCCGGUGUACUUCAUGCCUUCAAUCUCUACAGUACAUGUGAAUUGUGUAGCUCUACCAAGAAUUUCAAUCUUUUGGCACUGAUACAAUGGAAUCGCGUAAUUCAUCUUUUGAGCGUACUCUUGCAUAACCCCGUGUACUGUAGAGAUUGGAGGUAAAGUACACCAGAUCUGCAACAAUAACUAAAAAAAGAUGCUGGGAGAACACUGAAGAGUCGAAGGGGGAGGGGUUUUUGGUGAAGCGCUUUAAAAUCUUGUCUCGGCGCUUCUUCGUAGCAUCACAUUCACCACGCGGUGCGGAGAACAAGUUUCUCUCUCGCUCUUCUCGUCGCCGUUCCAUACUACUUCUCAGCUACAUUCUGCUCGUGAGAAUGACCACCGCCGAUGAUGUUUCUUCUGGUUUUUCCAAGUGCUAUGUGUUCAAAAGCCGGUUGCAGGAGUAUACUCAGAAGUACAAGCUUCCACCGCCUAUUUAUGAGACUGUCAAAGAAGGCCCUUCACACAUAGUUUUCUUCCAUUCGACAGUUAUACUGGAUGGUGUCAGGUAUAACUCUUUGCCCUGGUUCUUAAACCGUAAGGCUGCAGAACAAUCAGCUGCGGAGGUUGCUCUCCAGGAAUUAGCUAAAUCCAGUGACCUAAGCCAAUGUGUUUCACAGCCUGUGAACGAAACGGGGUUAUGCAAGAACCUUCUUCAAGAGUACGCUCAAAAGAUGAAUUACGCGAUUCCAUUGUAUCAGUGCCAAAAGAUUGAAAUUCUUGGGAGAGCUACACAAUUCGCAUGUACUGUAGAGAUUGGAGGCAUAAAGUACACUGGAGCUGCAACAAGAACUAAAAAAGAUGCUGAGAUAAGCGCUGGGAGAACCGCUCUUUUAGCGAUCCAGUCAGAAUCUAAAAACAACCUUGCCAACUGCAACACUCAGCUUACUCUACUCAACUUCAACACUCAGCUUACUGUACUUCCUUUUGAUAGGAAGUCAUUCGAGGUAAAGGCAGUGAUCCCAGUUGAAGAAACCAUCAAGACUCCAAAAUCCAGGAAGGCUCGGUUCAAGAGGAAAGAUCGGAAAGGAAAGCGCAAAGUAGCUAAGGAUAGUGAAGAUGUGAUCAUCCCUCCUCAACCCACCGAGCAUUGUCAAAACGAUCUGUCCGAGAAAAUUGAGACAACGCUGAAUCUGGAACCUUUGCCGUGCAUGGAUGAGUGCAAGGAAGUAGCAUGUGGGAGUGUUGAGACAGAAGCAAGCCAAGCAUAACUAUCUCAAGAUGGGAUCUUUGUGAGUUUGUCAUAGUAACUACUUGGUCAUGUUGGCAUUUGGUGAUUCCUAUCUAAUGUUCACAGGUUGAAAAAACGAAUACUAACGUAGACAUUGAUGUAAUACUAAUUUGGUCGAUUGAGUCAUUCGAACAGAUUUAUAAAAGUGGGUCUUCUUGUUUGAAGUUAUAAAGAAGC